This is a messenger RNA of Ostertagia ostertagi, 462 nucleotides long. Lineage: Eukaryota; Metazoa; Nematoda; Chromadorea; Rhabditida; Trichostrongylidae. The record is from the annotation of a GenBank genome assembly.
AAUUGGAACGAUCCCAGGCUGAAAUGGAACUCCUCAGAGUUCUACGACAUCAACGGGUGAAGAGCAACGGAGAUAUGCACUACUAUGUUUCGCUUGUGGUGGCGCUCCUAUGCCCUCUGAAGAUACAAAGAUUUCCAUUUGACCAUCAAGUUUGCGAAGUGGGCUUUUCGUCGUACACUUUUUGGAUAGCUGAAGUCCGCCUUGUGUCUGCAGUGAAACCGUACAUCAACACCUCAACAGCGGGUACCGGUGAGUGGACUGUGAUCGAAGUGAUCACAGGCAUCCCAGAACAAUUGGUCGAAGGCACAUCAGCAACCUAUGAAACGGUAUCCUACAUCAUUCGCGUCAAACGAAGUUCAACAUUCUAUAUUGUCAUGAUAGUUCUACCAUCUUUCAUCCUUACUUUUCUUUGUGUACUUGGGCUUUUCUGGACGAAAUUCGACAAAACGGACUACCUCGAAA